Paraglomus brasilianum is the source of this 414-nucleotide messenger RNA. NCBI's taxonomy places the organism in Eukaryota, Fungi, Glomeromycota, Glomeromycetes, Paraglomerales, Paraglomeraceae. The record is from the annotation of a GenBank genome assembly.
AUGUCAGAAAUAAAAAGUAGUAAAGAAGUCAGCGAAAUAAAAGAAAAAAUAAAAAGUUUGAACCUUGGACAAGUGAGUGAAUUAAUAGAAGGGUUAAAACUAGAUUAUAAUAUCCAAGAAACGGCUGUAGUCCAGACAACUACAGCAACUCAAGAAAGUGAAAAUUCUGAAGAAAAGGGUGGUGAUGUUUCAUUAAAGAUAGUGAAAAUAGAAGAAGGUGCUAAUAAGAUCGGAAUUUACAGAGAAAUUAUGGACAUCUUCAAGGAACAAAAAGGCGAAACAAUUAACUUGGUCCAAGCCAAAAAUCUGGUGGAAAAAGAAGAUAAAAUUAUUUUAGAAAAUAUUGCUCGAGUUAAAGCGGAAGAGGUUAAAAAAAAGUUAAAAGAGAAAGGAGUUGAAGUUGAAAUUAAAUAA